Molecule: messenger RNA, 378 nt
Organism: Olea europaea var. sylvestris
Lineage: Eukaryota; Viridiplantae; Streptophyta; Magnoliopsida; Lamiales; Oleaceae
Product: leucine-rich repeat protein 2-like
Exons: 2
Coding region: 1-378 (125 amino acids)
Molecular function (GO): protein binding
Source: RefSeq, a predicted model, not a curated record
AUGUAUUUGUUGUCAAACCAACUCACUGGUAGUAUUCGUAAUUCUGUAGGAAAGCUUCAACAGUUAAGAAUAUUAUCUCUUUAUGAGAACAGAUUAUCUGCGGAAAUACCAUCUUCUAUCAGACAUUUAACCACAUUGACGGAACUCUACCUGCAAGGUAAUAAUUUGCAGGGUAACAUACCUAAUACUCUUGGAAAAUGCCAUUCUUUAUUAUCAGCUGAUCUUUCUCAAAACAAUCUUAGUGAAUUCUUAGACCUCUCAAGCAACUGUUUAGUGAGCUCCCUUCCUUCAGAAAUCAGUGGUUUAGAACAUCUAGUCCUCUUGAAUCUUCCUAACAAUGUUUGUCUGAGACUACUCCAGACAGUUUCGAUAGCUUGA